This is a messenger RNA of Aspergillus affinis, 558 nucleotides long. RefSeq names its product 60S ribosomal eL33 domain-containing protein. NCBI's taxonomy places the organism in Eukaryota, Fungi, Ascomycota, Eurotiomycetes, Eurotiales, Aspergillaceae. Gene Ontology annotation, cellular component: cytosolic large ribosomal subunit; ribosome. Gene Ontology annotation, molecular function: structural constituent of ribosome. The record is from RefSeq and is a predicted model, not a curated record. The transcript is spliced from 6 exons. Bases 1 to 558 code for a protein of 185 amino acids. Gene Ontology annotation, biological process: cytoplasmic translation; ribosomal large subunit biogenesis.
AUGGCAGUAGGACUAUACUCCUCGGCAUAUUAUCUAACGCCUCAUGAUGAAGAUACGCGGUUACUCAGUGUUAGUGCACCGAACACACUCUCGCAAAUUGUAAGCCUUGUGUGUGCGUCGACUGAUACCUAUCGAAGCGACGACAACCACGACAACCCGGACGACUUUUUGCGGGUCAUAUCUGCCUUCCUUCGACUUGUUUGCGUUGCCCGCUGUUGCUCAGAGAAUCGCCGUCAGAAUGCCUUCGGAACAAGGUCACAGACGGGUCGUCACCUGAGCUACCAGCGCUCCAAGCGCGCGGUCAACCCCAACACCAGUCUGAUCCAGAUCGACGGUGUUGACAACACCGAGGCCGCCAACUUCUACUUGGGCAAGAAGGUCGCUUUCGUCUACCGGGCCAAGCGUGAGGUUCGGGGUUCCAACAUCCGGGUGAUCUGGGGCAAGGUCACCCGCUCUCACGGAAACUCCGGUGUCGUCCGCGCUCAGUUCCGCCACAACCUCCCCCCCAAGUCCUUCGGUGCUACUGUCCGCGUCAUGCUCUACCCCUCCAACAUCUAA